GGUUUGCAACAACAUCGUUCCGAUCCGCUUGACUCUCCCUCAAUUUCUCUUGGUGCAAUUUGCAAAUCCCAUUCUUUUCCCUUCGAUCCCAAUUCAACCACAUUUAUGCUCCCAUUUCCAAAUCAUUUCCAUGUCAUCAUUUAUUUUGCUUUAAAUUUGUAGCAGUUCUAUUUAAUAGGGUAAAGCUUCUUCAUCCACCUUUCUACCUCACUCUCAUUCUGUUUUAGCAAAAAGAAAAAAGAAAAAAAAUGAAGAUCAUACCACAAUGGAGGGCCGAUCGACGCCCCAUUCGGACGGCCCGUUUCCUGCUAUGGUGGGGGCCCUCCAUUGCUAAUGCUCUCAUCUCUUCCCACACACAACACAACCUCUCUCUAUCCCGACCGAGAGAGAUGCUCCAUAGCUCUGUGGCGAUUACAUUUCCAAAAUUAACACGUUCUUCCCAAUCUACUUCCACUUCCGACUUCCAUCGCCCCUGCAUCGCCGAUUUCAAGAGGUUUAAGACGGAUGGCCACGCCCAAUUGCAAACCGCUCUUCACACCUACCACAACAAGUUCCCCUUCUCCAUUUUUCAACCCUUUCUCCGAGUUGAUUUGGUCUCCACGAUUCAUAUUGCUGAUAAGGAGUACUUUGCAAGCCUACAGAAAGAACUGGAGGGAUAUGAUUGUGUUCUUUAUGAGAUGAUUGCUAGCAGACGGAGGCUAAAAAACAGCCGUGGACCUGGGAAGAAACUUAAGAGCUCAAGCUCACGGGGAUUUAGCAUUAUUGGAUGCAUUCAACAACUAAUGGCCAAGUUGCUUGUGCUCGACUUUCAAUUAGAUUGUCUUGACUACAAGGCAGAUAACUGGUAUCAUGCUGAUCUUGACACUGAAACUUUUAAAUUGCUCCAGCUUGAAAAAGGUGAAAGCUUCUUCACAUUGGCCAGAGAUAUGACACUUAAGUCCAGAAAAGCUAUGGUGCAGCCUGUUUGUGUGGAUAUCGGAAACCAAUCAGAAUAUCCAGAAUUAGAAGCCGUGUCCAAGAUCGAUUUCUGUGCAGCAAUGAAAGUUUUCCUAGCAAAGAAGCUGACAUCUGGGCUUUCACAGGUAACAGCUGAUGUGGAAGGGACAUCUGUGAUCAUCGGCGAGAGGAACAGAGCUGCUACAGAGGCGCUACGAAGAGCCAUUGAUGGAGGCAACAAGAAGAUUGCGAUCCUGUACGGUGUAGGGCACAUGCCGGACUUGGGACGAAGGCUGCGGGAGGAGUUCGAUCUCGUCCCUUCCCAGGUACAGUGGAUAACGGCGUGGUCCAUAAAGAAUAGGAAUCUCACAAGCAGCUCUCUCCCAUUCCUUAAGAAAAUAGCUGAAAUCUUUCAGUGGCCAUUAAAUAGAUAACAAACUCUAGCGUUGCGCAUAUUAUCUUCACUUCUUGCAUUGGAUCUCUGGUUUUGGGAACUCUUUUUUCGCACCACUGUAAAUUGGGUGUCGAAUUGGCUUUGGAUUUGAUUCAUUGUGUUGAUAACAGCCAAUUCAUGUGAUUUGGAAUCUUGUAAAUUCAGUGCUGAUUGUACUGAUAUUGUGUGCAUUCAUGGAAUACAGUACUCUCUUAGGGUGAAACUUUCAAAUUGAAUGGAA
Molecule: messenger RNA, 1610 nt
Organism: Salvia hispanica
Lineage: Eukaryota; Viridiplantae; Streptophyta; Magnoliopsida; Lamiales; Lamiaceae
Source: RefSeq, a predicted model, not a curated record